Molecule: messenger RNA, 1220 nt
Organism: Plasmodium knowlesi strain H
Lineage: Eukaryota; Apicomplexa; Aconoidasida; Haemosporida; Plasmodiidae
Product: SICAvar, type I (fragment)
Exons: 2
Source: RefSeq, a predicted model, not a curated record
AUGGUGGACGGAGUAGCAGGACCAGCACAAGCUGAUCCAUGCUCUGCCACCGCGCAACAAUCACCAGAAAUACAACAAAGUGAUCAGAAUGGAAGGGGACUAAGGGAAAAAUGGCGAAAUUAUUUGAGUUCGCACUCAGGGGCUGCUGGACAACCUGUCCAAGCCGUAACCAUUCCGGAUGAUCUGAAGAAGGAAGUGGAUAAAAUGUUGGAUGGGAUGAAGCCCUACUUGCAGGGGAUGAACAGCACGGGCAGUGUCGCAAGGGCAUGUGAAAAACUGAAGGCCCCGGGGGAAGAAAAUAGGAACGGGGGGCCGCAAACAGGUAACAUGAAGAGAGUAUGCAAAACAUUAGUGCAAGUAGUUAAUUGGAUGGGGGGGUUGAACGCAGACGGAAGUGAGAAAAACAAAAAAGAUGCGACUGCAGAACAGGAGUGGGAACAGUAUUUAAGAUGUGUAAUAGGUUAUGAAGUUCUGUUAAGAGUACUUUUACCUAAGUAUAAAGUAGAAGAGUUCAUGAAAGUUAUCUCUAAAGUUAUGAGAGAUGGGGGUAGCGAAGGUAAUUUGCCUAAUGUGAAUAAUAUAUGUUCUUGGGUCAAAUUGGAAGAUAUUGGAAAUGAGGAAGGCUCCAUCGGGUCUCUGGUACAGGAUUGGUUAAAUAAAGCAAAGGAUGAGAGAAUGAGAGAUAGAGGUUAUAUUGAUGGGUUCCAUAAUAUAGUAGCAUGGUCUAGGUAUGAUAAUGAGGAGGAUAAACAAAAGGAAAUGGCUGAACGAAGAGCGAAAACUCCCUGCAGUAGUGAUAGUAUUAUGGACUUAAUGAAAGAAGGAAUGUCACAUCAAUUAAACGUAUUAGUCGAUCCAAUAGCAGUGGCUAAUGAUUGUAUCGAGAAAGCGGAGAAUAACGGCAAAGACAAAGCACUUUGCAAUCGCUUAAAAUGUAUUGAAGAAUACUUGCAGGAAACGACAACAACACCUGCAACGACAGCAGGUGCACAAGCAGGAGCAGGACGGCAGCGGAAAAAAAAAGAAAAAAUGAACACAUCGAAGACGACGACGACGGAAGAAAAUUGUUUCUUUUUUGAAGAAAAUUUUUUUUCAUUCAUUUUUUUCAUUUUUCAGUUCAUUUCAUUUUUCAGUUCACUUCAUUUUUCAGUUCAUUUCAUUUUUUUUCCAGUUCAGUUCAUUUUUGUCCUUCUUAAUUAUAUAUAUAAUAUAUACAAAUU